CAGUGCCCCUGGCAGCCACCAUCGGGCGUCGAGCACAGCCUACCAGCAUAGGAUGCACAGCAGCUCCCGCUGGGGCAGAUCCCUGCAGCUCUCCCAGGAUGGAUGCUGUGGUGCUUAAAAAGAAAGGCUACAGCCUUGGUGACACCCUUGGAGAAGGCUCCUACGGCAAAGUGAAAGCUGCCUACAGCCACCGCCUGAAACGCAAAGUGGCCAUCAAGAUCAUUGACAAGAAGAAAAUUUCUCAGAAUGUCCUGAAAAAAUUUCUCCCCAGGGAAAUGGAGGCUUUGAUGAACCUGCAGCACCCCUCAAUCAUCGAAACUUAUGAGAUUUUUGAGACAUCAGCUGGGAAAGUGUACAUCGUGAUGGAGCUGGGGGAAAAGGGAAGCCUCCUGAACUACCUCACUAGCCAGGGUCCGAUGGACGAGAGCGUCGCUCGCACCAAGUUCCAGCAGCUGGCCUCUGCCAUCAAGCAUUGCCAUGACUUGGACUUUGCCCACAGGGACCUGAAAUGUGACAAUAUCCUUCUCGACAACGAUCUUAACUUCAAGCUGUCAGACUUUGGCUUUUCAAAACCCUUGACUCGGGAUGGAAAUGGGAAAACCAUUCUCAGCAGCACCUUCUGUGAGUCUCUUGCCUACUCAGCCCCUGAACUGCUCGAGCACGUUCCUUGUGACCCCAGGAUUUCUGACAUGUGGAGCCUGGGCAUUAUCCUGUAUGCAAUGCUCUAUGCUUCACAGCCAUUUGAUAGCUCCAAUGUCAAGGAAAUGCUCCAGGUUCAGAAACAACAGAAGAUUCCCUUCAUCAAGUCAAAAAAUAUCUCUGCAGAGUGCAAGAGCCUCAUUGUCCACUUGCUCCACCCUGAUGUGUCUCAGAGGCUGUGCAUAGACAAAGUUUUGAGACAUCCCUGGUUGCAGACUCCAAAACCCAUGCACUGUUCCAGUCCCCGAGCUGCAGGAGGGGAUGAUCCCAAAGUCUGUGAGAAGAAAAGCCUGAGCAAAACCAAACAGCAAAAAAAUGGGAUGGCAAAUCCCAUUGUGUGCAAGUGUAAGGAGUGGAGGAGGAAAUCAAAUCCUCUUAAGGAUAGUUGCCUUUAACAAGGCCACAGAGUUGGCCUAACCUGUGAACUGCACUAGUUUAAACUCACAUUAAAGAGAACCUGUCUAAGAUUCUGUGUCA
Corvus hawaiiensis (hawaiian crow) is the source of this 1176-nucleotide messenger RNA. RefSeq names its product testis-specific serine/threonine-protein kinase 2-like. Gene Ontology annotation, molecular function: ATP binding; protein serine/threonine kinase activity; tau-protein kinase activity. Gene Ontology annotation, cellular component: cytoplasm. The coding region runs from base 99 to 1094 and encodes 331 amino acids. The record is from RefSeq and is a predicted model, not a curated record. Gene Ontology annotation, biological process: intracellular signal transduction; microtubule cytoskeleton organization; protein phosphorylation. Lineage: Eukaryota; Metazoa; Chordata; Aves; Passeriformes; Corvidae. The transcript has a single exon.